Messenger RNA from Rubroshorea leprosula, 2561 nucleotides. The record is from the annotation of a GenBank genome assembly. Lineage: Eukaryota; Viridiplantae; Streptophyta; Magnoliopsida; Malvales; Dipterocarpaceae.
UUGCAAGGCCUCCCUCCUCUUUCUUUUUCCUGGUUUUCUGCCUCUCCAUUCCAUGGAUCAGACUCGUAUUUUGGCCUGGAACUGUCGAGGUCUUGGAGAUACUUCUGCGAUUUCAGAGUUGAAGAAACUCUGUUUCCAACAUAAGCCCAGCAUCAUCUUCCUCUCCGAAACAAAGCGCACAACGAUGGAGAUGACCUCGAUCCGCCCAGAUCUAGGUUUUGAUCAGUGUUUUGCUGUUGAUUGUGUAGGAAGGGGGGGCGGCCUCGCUAUGCUCUGGCGUGACGAUUUUAGUUUAACUAUUUCCACUUUUUCCCAAUCUCACUUAGAUGUGGAAAUUGUUGAUCCGGGUGAGGGUAAAUGGAGACUCACAGGGUUCUAUGGACGUCCGGAGGCUGCUCGAAGAAAGGAAUCAUGGACCCUGUUAAAAUCACUCAAGGCUGCCUCUUCUCAACCGUGGCUGUGCUUAGAGGCUUUAAACUUCUGCGACUUUAAAGAAAUGGGUUUCAAGGGUCCUCAAUUUACUUUUAUAAGGAAGAUGCAUGACACUAUCAUCAAGGAAAGACUAGACAGAGUUUUGAUGAAUCCGGGAUGGUCGGGGAUGUUUCCGGGUGCUUUCUCCCAUCAUUUGUUGGCACUGAAAUCGGAUCAUGCUCCAAUACUGGUGAUAGCAACAAAAACAAUGAAUGGUUUUCAACAUAAAAGAACUAAGCUGUUUCGAUUUGAGAACUAUUGGAUCAAGGAUCCCGACUGUGAAGGAAAAAUUAAGGAUGGCUGGAAGACUGUAGAACGAGACACAAACAUGUCCCGAGUGUUGUCAAAAAUUGCAUCAUGUGGUUCCCUCCUUAUGGACUGGAGCCAACACAAAUUCGGCAAUAUACCGGAAAGAAUUAAAUUGUUGCAAAAUGAACUCUUGAGUGCUCGAAAUGGUUCAGCACAUGACAACAGUUUAGGGAGGAUGGAAGCAUUAGAACAGGAACUCAAUGAUUGGCAACGACGAGAAGAGGUCUUAUGGAAGCAGCGCUCAAGGGUACAAUGGGGCUCUCUUGUAACAGAUAAAACAGGGGUAGAAGGACUCUGCAUUAAGUAUUUCAGAGAUUUAUUCACUUCCAAAUACACUGGUCCAAAUUCCAGCAUCCUUAGCGCAUUACAAGGGAGAGUUUCGCCUUUGAUGGCAAAUAACCUUGAUAGAGACUUUACUAGUUCUGAAGUUCUUGUUGCCUUGAAACAAAUCCAUUCUUCAAAGGCCCCAGGACCUGAUGGGAUGAAUGCCAAUUUUUAUAAAAAUUACUGGCAUAUUAUAGGAGGGGAUAUCAUAUCAAUUGCGCUGAACUUCCUUAAUAAUGGGUUAUGGCUUAAAUCGAUCCUACCGCAUAUUAUAUCAAAUAAUCAGAGUGCUUUUGUUCCUGGGAGAUUAAUCUAUGACAACAUCAUGGUAGCCUUUGAAGCCAUCCAUCAUUUGAAAAAUAAAAAGGUUGGUCGGAGAGGGCAUAUGGCUGUCAAACUUGAUCUUAGCAAGGCUUUCGAUAGAGUAGAAUUGAAUUUCUUAGAGGACACUAUGCGAGCAAUGGGUUUUCCUGAGCGGUGGAUUAACCGUGUCAUGACGUGUGUUCGCACUGUGGAAUACUCCGUCUUGAUCAAUGGGUGUCCAACAAAGAAAUUCACUCCAAGUAGGGGUAUAAGGCAAGGAGAUCCCCUUUCCCCGUUCCUCUUUCUCUUAUGUGCUGAAGGAUUAUCAGCUCUAUUAUCAAGGGCUAUCAGAAGAGGGGAUUUAAAGGGAUUGACUUGGUGCCGAGGAUACCCUUGCCUAUCGCAUUUGUUUUUUGCUAAUGACAGUUUGUUGUUUGGAGAAGCGUCUGUCCAAGAAGCUACAAGGCUGUUGGAAAUCUUGAAGGAAUAUGAGGGGGUUUCUGGUCAGCAAAUUAAUCUUGACAAAGCUAAAUACUUUCCCAAUGGAGAUUUAUUGGGAGCCUCUGUAGGAGCUAAAGCUUCUAUGGUCUGGCGAGGGGUUGUUGAUGGUCUUGGUAUUCUUAAACUGGGUUCCACUUGGCGAAUAGGCACUGGACAAGACAUCAGACUCUGGAGGGACAACUGGUUGCCUUCUGGAGCUAUCCCUCGGCCACAGUCCGCUCUUAUCCAACAGGACAUGGAUGAUAGGGUCAGUGCUUUCAUAGAUGUCAAUACCGGUUGCUGGAAGGAAGGAGAUGUUCGUCAACAAUUCUGUGCAGAAGAUGCAGAGAGCAUUCUACACAUCCCCCUUAGUAGAAGUUGCUCAGUUGAUAGAUUAAUAUGGCUUGGGACCAACAAUGGCAAAUUUUCAGUUAAAUCUGCUUACAAAUAUGCUUGGGAGUUGAUCUUUGGCACUCAGCACCACGCUCAUGAUCAAAUACUGAAACCAGUUUGGAGAUCAGUCUGUUUUGCUCGUAGAGCCUUGAAUGAGAUAGCCCAUAGAAUAGCACAUAUGCAUUCCCCAUUACCACCUUGGGAAGGGGUUUGGGUAGGCACUUUACCCUCAGCAAUUGGUACUGAUCUGGUUUCUUAAGCAAUAAAAUUUAUUUUUCUAU